Messenger RNA from Clarias gariepinus (North African catfish), 1484 nucleotides. RefSeq names its product transmembrane protein 38A (gene tmem38a). Gene Ontology annotation, molecular function: identical protein binding; potassium channel activity. Gene Ontology annotation, cellular component: membrane. The record is from RefSeq and is a predicted model, not a curated record. The transcript has 6 exons. Bases 143 to 1030 code for a protein of 295 amino acids. Gene Ontology annotation, biological process: potassium ion transmembrane transport. NCBI's taxonomy places the organism in Eukaryota, Metazoa, Chordata, Actinopteri, Siluriformes, Clariidae.
GUGCUGCGGUAUAUUAAUAGGAGGCGAUAUGUGUCCAGAUCUCUUUGACUCUCAGAGGCUUUGCGCGGGCGCGCCGUCCACGGGCCUUUAGCCAGCUGUCUGUACAUGUGCUCACACUGUCACCAGCUCCAUCGCCGAAACCAUGGAGGUCCUGGACGCCCUCAAUCUGGGCGAAUUGGCCCAAUAUUUCUCCAAAAUGGCCAUGUUUCCUGUCUUUGAUCUGGCUUAUUACAUCGUGUCCAUCCUCUACCUCAAGUAUGAGCCAGGCUCAGUGGAGGUCUCCCGCAGAAGCCCAGUGGCCUCAUGGCUCUGCGCAAUGCUCUACUGCUUUGGGAGCUACAUCCUCGCAGACAUCAUGCUCGGACACAGCCCCAUCGAUUAUUUCCAUAAUAACAGCCAUAUCCUCCUGGCCUCAGCUGUAUGGUAUCUCAUCUUCUACUGCCCACUUAACUUGUUCUACAAAUGCGUCGCAUUCCUGCCUGUAAAGCUUGUGCUAGUAGGCAUGAAGGAAGUCGUCCGUACUCGCAAAAUUGCCGCUGGAGUCCAUCACGCUCAUCACGCCUAUCACCAUGGAUUUUUCAUUAUGAUCAUCACCGGUUAUGUUAAGGGAUCUGGAGUAGCUCUCAUGUCAAAUUUUGAGCAACUGUUGCGUGGAGUUUGGAGACCAGAGACCAAUGAAAUCCUCAACAUGUCAUUCCCAACCAAAGCCAGCCUGUAUGGAGCCAUUCUGUUUACACUUCAGGAGGCGCACUGGAUUCCUGUGUCAAAGAGCAUGCUUAUCUGCCUUUUCACUCUUUUCAUGGCUACUUCUAAGGUGGUCAUGACUGCUCGCCACUCUCACGGAUCUCCCUUCGCUCUGGUCGAGUCCUGGGUGUCCCACCUGCUCUUCGGGUCACCUCUUGCUGUUGAAGAUGCUCAUAAUCACCAUCACACUGCCCCCGCUGCUGCCGCUGCUCCUGCCUCUCCGUCCAAAUCCAAGGAGGAACUGAGUGAAGGAACUCGCAAGAGAAAAGUCAAGAAAGCAGAAUAGACGGCCAGCUCAUUAUUAUGAGGCAAAAGAAGAAAAACAACUAGUAUCUGAUCUCAGGCCGCUUUUUGAUACCUGGGUUUAUAGUCAUUAUCGGGAAGACAGUAAUUUAAUGUUCGCUGGUUAAAGCAUGUUUUUAAUGGUGCUUUAAAGGAAAGAUAGUAUGUAGGGACUCUGUAAAUAGUUCAUCAAACAUUCUCAUCUUUCCUGUUCAUUCAUAAUGGAUAUCUCGAUUUAUUAUGUGCCUUGCAGUCUGUCAGUGGAGCUCCAUUCUUCUGUCGGUGGUGAACUAUGUUAUAGACCUAUAAGCCCAGUGAAAAGGUGAAACUGUCCCAUUUAGAUCAACAUACUGUAUGGGUUUGGAAAGAAGCAAAGUACACAUUGUACAUGGAUGAUCUUUAUAUCAUAAUGCAUUUGACAGUACAACAUUUUCAAAAGUAAAACUAUUUUCCAAUCA